AUGCUCUCAGCAUCCCAUGUUCUACGCGUCCAGCGCGUAGCUGUUUCACGCGGGAAGCGUGCUUUGCAUGACCUGGUGACGCUUCCUGGCCGCAAACCAGUCAUUUCGUAUGGAACACCUGGCUACAGCGCAGUGAGCGGCCAUGUCGUCACCGUCUUUGGUUGCACAGGAUUUCUCGGACGCUAUCUUGUCUCGAAACUUGCUCGAAUGGGUACGCAGGUCAUCGUGCCUUACCGCGAAGAGGAUGAGAAAAGGCACCUCAAACCAAUGGGUGACCUCGGCCAGAUAGUUCCCAUGGAAUGGGAUAUCCGGAAUGAAGAACAAAUUGCUGAGUGCUUAAGGCAUUCUGACAUCGUUUACAACCUUGUCGGCCGAGAAUAUGAAACAAAGAACUUUAAAUACGCUGACGUUCAUGUUAGCGGAGCGGAGAGGAUUGCAAAAAUCGCGGCACAAGUAGGAGUACCACGCCUGGUACAUGUUUCUCACCUGAAUGCUUCGACAUCUUCCACGUCGCAUUUCUACCGAACCAAAGCUGAGGGCGAAGAACGUGUCAGGGACGCCUUCCCCGAUGCCACCAUUGUUCGCCCUGGCUCAAUGUAUGGCCCCGAGGACAAGUUCUUGAACAACAUGGCUAGUUGGCCUAUUUGGUGGAAGCUCAACCACGGAGAAACCAAAAUUCGGCCAGUUCACGUUAUGGACGUUGCUCAAGCUUUAACCAAUUUGAUGACCAUUCCCCAAUAUCCCGGCACAAUUUCCCUUCCUGGACCAAGGACGUUGACGACGGAGUACUUGUUAGACUUGGUGUCAUCCUUGACUUACGUCCCGCCAUCGAGUGCACCUGUGCUGCCCAAGUCUAUUGCAUUGGCGCUCGCCAAGGUUGCUCAGGCACCGUGGUGGCCGCUCAUCAGUCCUGAUGAGGUGGAGAGGCGCUACAUAAACGACGUGGACGUUCCAGGCGAUUGGGAAGCUGUAGGGGUGACUCCUGACGAGAUUGAGAACCAUGCGAUCACGUACCUACGAAGGUAUCGUUCGGCAGAGAACUUCGUGCGACCGGUGGUUUUCCCUGCGAGGUCCAGCUAG
Molecule: messenger RNA, 1080 nt
Organism: Suillus clintonianus
Lineage: Eukaryota; Fungi; Basidiomycota; Agaricomycetes; Boletales; Suillaceae
Product: 39kDa subunit of Ndufa9, NADH ubiquinone oxidoreductase
Exons: 8
Coding region: 1-1080 (359 amino acids)
Cellular component (GO): mitochondrion
Molecular function (GO): protein-containing complex binding
Source: RefSeq, a predicted model, not a curated record